AAAAGUCAGCUGUCAUCUGACUGAUUAUCUGUUGUCAGUUGUCAUUCUGACAUUUGGCGUUGUGACGUGACGUGUUGUAUUUUUCGGCAAAAUUAUCCACAACUUAUUUAUGAAAAUAAAUUCAAAUAUUGAAACAAACACUCUAUUGUCGGCAUUGAAAGCAUAAUCAUGCGGAAACUAAAGGGAGCAGUUAAAGAAACAGCUAGACAAAAGCGAGAGCGGAAACAAGAGUUUGCCAAAAUGCGACAACAAAUUCAUACAGUUGUUUUGCCUACUUUCGCGGUAAUUUUUCUGUUAAUUUGCGUAUACGUGUACCUAAAAACCAGGCCGACAGCGAUGCAGUACGCGUAACAUAGGUAGCUCUAAGGUGUGUGAAAAUUGUACAUAGUAAUUAUAUAUGCCAUCAGUUUAUAUUGGUUUGAGAAAAUGUAUUUAUUAAUGUUAUAAGGUUGUGAGCCGAAGUAUAUGUAACAUAUUAACUGUGCUGAGUACUUAUUGUCACAGUAUUCCCCUACUUGUAAUUAUUGAAGUGUGCUCUAUACAUUCCACUUUAUUCGUCCACAUAUCAAUAUUAUUUUUGACAUACAAAUAUGCCAAAAUUAAUGUAAAUAAUAGAAUAAAGUUAUUAAAUUAUGUGA
Molecule: messenger RNA, 638 nt
Organism: Helicoverpa armigera (cotton bollworm)
Lineage: Eukaryota; Metazoa; Arthropoda; Insecta; Lepidoptera; Noctuidae
Product: single-pass membrane and coiled-coil domain-containing protein 4
Exons: 2
Coding region: 169-351 (60 amino acids)
Source: RefSeq, a predicted model, not a curated record